CUCGAACGAAAAAUUCCACCACACCGAACAGAUCAAGAAACUUCAAGAACGCAUCCAAAGCUCGCCCUAUAAAAACCAAAGCCUCACGCACAGACACAAGCCACUUCAACCCACAUACCCACCUGAAUCAUCAGCAGAUCGUCACCAUUUCCGGCGGCCAACGAUGUCUGUGAUUUCUCAUCUCAUGGGGAACGAGAUCCUGGACCCGUUCCUGUCGAUGGUCAACAAGUGCCCGGUGCUCAACGCGCCGACCGACUGGAAGGAGACCCCGGAGGCCCACGUGUUCAUCGCCGACCUCCCGGGGCUGAAGAAGGAGGAGGUGAAGGUGGAGGUCGACGGGGACGGGUACCUGACAAUCAGCGGGGAGAGGAAGGCGCCGGAGGACAGGGAGGCCAAGGGUGGCGGAGAGGAGAAGUGGCACCGGGUGGAGCGUUUCCGGGGCAAGUUCUCGAGGCGGUUCAGGCUGCCGCGGAACGCAAAGAGGGAGGAGAUCAAGGCGUGCAUGGAGGACGGGGUGCUCACCGUCAUCGUGCCCAAGGCGGAGGAGAAGAAGCCCGAGGCCAAGAGGGUCGAGAUCCGCUGAUGGAA
Rhodamnia argentea is the source of this 588-nucleotide messenger RNA. RefSeq names its product 18.1 kDa class I heat shock protein-like. The record is from RefSeq and is a predicted model, not a curated record. The transcript has a single exon. Bases 164 to 583 code for a protein of 139 amino acids. Lineage: Eukaryota; Viridiplantae; Streptophyta; Magnoliopsida; Myrtales; Myrtaceae. Gene Ontology annotation, biological process: protein folding; response to salt stress; response to heat.